Molecule: messenger RNA, 1431 nt
Organism: Aspergillus puulaauensis
Lineage: Eukaryota; Fungi; Ascomycota; Eurotiomycetes; Eurotiales; Aspergillaceae
Product: fungal specific transcription factor domain-containing protein
Exons: 3
Coding region: 1-1431 (476 amino acids)
Biological process (GO): DNA-templated transcription
Molecular function (GO): DNA binding; zinc ion binding
Source: RefSeq, a predicted model, not a curated record
AUGCCGAAGGCUGGUUCCUUCCCAGAACACGUCCAUAAUGAGAUAUUAAGAGUCACCGAUGCGACGUCUCUUCCCCCUCCAUCCAAGAUUCAGGUCUUCGCCGACACAUAUUUCAAACAUCUUUACCAUAUCGCGCCCGUCAUCGAUCGAGCGGACUUGCUUGUUGAAGAGCCAUCUAUCUUACUACUGCAGGCAAUCUGUUUGAUCGGUUCCCAACUCCGAUAUCCAAGGGACCAAUUCCCCACACUUUUGAGCGAGCCGUACUACCUCAAGAUCAAGACCCUGAUCUAUGCCAAACAUGAGCACGAUAAUCUUGCCAUACUAAAGACCCUUUGCAUUCUAUGCUUCUGGAUUAUAACCCCACCUGUGGUGGUGAGCCUUGAUUCCUCCUACCACUGGCUCGGCGUCGCCGUGCGGCUUGCAUAUCAGAUGGGCCUUCAUCGAGAAUCGAGUUACCCCAAAUUAUCCAACCCAGGGGCCACCCGCCGAAUAAUGUGGUUCCUCUUUGCCGCGGAUAAGCUGCAGGCGGCGGCUUUUGGACGUCCCGCCUUCCUAAUGUCCCAGAACAUGGACUUGCGCCCCUUGGGACUUGGGGAUUUCGAGUCUGCGGAUACUACAGCAGAGGUAUUCAUUGAAUACACGAGGCUGAAUAUGUUCCUCGAAAAAAUUGUGGAGUUCCAAGAUCGAAAAGCUGAGAUCUCUCUAGAACAAGUGACAUGCAUUAUCAGUUCUUUGGAGCAAUGGAUUGCGAAUCUUCCGAAUAAUUUGCGCCUUUACGAUCAAUCUGGUCGGAGAAAUUAUCGACGAGACACCAGUGAAAUGCAUAUCCACUACUUUACCUGCAUUAUCCUAUUCGUUCAUUUAUACGGACAGGUUACUCACCCUUCCAUGACGCCCACUCCAUCUCUCGUGGCGUCGUCCUGUAUGGCGCGUCUGUACGAGGAAAUUGAUGACCGCGACGAAACCAACUACCUCACGCCGAGUCAUAAUUGGUCGCUGAUGGUGGGUUGUAUCCCGCAAAUCCACCGGGAUAAGUUGGUUCCCGAAGAGCAUGACUUGUGCAAUACAGAGCUAGAUACUUUUGUAACUGCGCUGAGAUGCAUGCGUCUGAAAUGGCCACCUGCCAACAAUAUCUUGACGACUGUCGACCGCCUCCGUACAGCUGAAAGUCAUCCGAGAGCUCACCCAUCGGUAGAGGGUCAACAGAAUAUAUACCCGUCGCCGACCUCUUACGAGUUCGCGACUCCAAUUCUGACGAGUCUGUUCCCUUUCCCCAAGGAUAUGUGUCCCAGGAUGGCAUUGGUGAAUCCGGAUUUCGGGGAAGGCAGGACUGGAAUGGAAAGCGUGGCGGCGCCUGCAACUGAGGGCUUUAUGGACUGGAUUUUCGAUGAAUUCAACCUGGAUUAUCUGAAUAUGCCGUUUGUUGGCUGA